GAUCUCGCCUCUAUAUAAAAACGCCUUAAAUAAUUUAUUUUAAUUGACUUAUUCAUUUACAUUUCACAGGCCGUAUUUCAGUGAGAUCGACUGAAGUUUUCGAAAACAUUAUGGCGUACUUCAUUACGAUACUGGCUGUUAUCACAACCUUGGGAAUAUCGACCUCUGAGGCAGUUAAUGCCGUGAAAGUGGCUGCAUUUAAUGUUCAGGUCUUUGGACAGACAAAGAUUUCAAAAAAUAAUGUUCGUGAUAUUCUUGUCAAGGUUUGUAUGCCAAAUUCUACAUGUUCAUUCUGAUGAUUGUCGUUUUCCACCUUUAGCCGUAUCGUACAGCAGCAUUUUCUUGUGACCUCGCGGUUUUACUUCGCGUAAACAGUCAAUUUAUUCGUAAUAAGCUCAGAGGUAUAAAAGCUAGUUCAGAAUAAUCUGUUGCUUAAUGAAAUUUACUAUUUAUACGAGUUGUUCGUCACUCAUUUAGGCUGCAGCUUAUUUAAGCCGAGAAGUAUGAUAACUAUUUCCAGCUAGAUUGUAGGCGACUCAAAUCAUUGCACUUUUACAUGCCUCAAAUGUCUUAACUCAAGCGUCGAAUAUUUUCAAUGACUUCGAGUUAAGCCCCUCUUUUUCCACGGGGCUUAACUCGAACUUUCCAAGUUGUGUUUCUUUCUUCGAGUUAAGCCCUUUCCGAAAAUGGCUGUGGUUUGGGCGUGGUCGGGGCUUAACUCGAAAAGGGCUUAGGCUUAGCUCGAAGGGCUUAACUCGAAGAUUACUACCUCGUUUAAAUUAAAAUGUCUUUUAUUUACGUUUGCUAUAUUUAGCAGUUCUCGUGACAUAAAACUAACGUUUUCACUUAGUCUUAGAUUAUUUAUUAGGGGAAGUUGCGUAAUUUUUAAAACUGAUGUAAUGUGUAGUUUUAUACGCUUUUUUAGUCUGCAUUUUAUACCAAGUCUGCAAUUUCAUCCGCAUUUUAUUCUGCAUUUUGUCUUGGUCUGCAGAUUAUAGCUACUGACCGUUCAUAGCAUAGAAGUUUAUAGUUUGCGUGAGGCUCUUCUCUCCUCAGAAAGCAAGGUACAGUAGUUGAUGGGACACCUGCAACUUUGAAACCCCCCCCAAAGCCCCUGUUCAGAUAGCUUGUGUACAGCCGUAAAUUAUCCUGUAAUUAACGACGUUAAUUACGGGAGAAUUUACGGCUGUACACAGGCUACUGUAGAUGAGUUAUGUAAAUUUUCAUUCAUGACGGAAUGAGGUCGGAAGGGUUGAGUUAAGCCAAUGGAAAACUUAGGCCAAGAAGGCAAGCAGUGAUAGAGCUAUAGGUGCUGUGAUUGUAAGUUCCGAACACAAACUCAUUUUCUCUACCACACUCUAUAAAAACAAUUUCCCCACCUGUUCCGUUAGGUACAUUGGGGAAUAAAGAUCCCGUGGCGACGAAGGGAGUUCUAGUUGUCUACUCGGCACAAUAUCAAUGAUCUUAUAUUGGCUUAAUGUUUAACCAUCGUAAUUAUAUUCCUCAACUUCACGCAGAUGGUAAAUCGUUAUGAUAUAUUGAUUCAAUAUUGUUAGACAUGAUUAUUUGUUGACGUUGCAGAUAAUCAAUCGUUAUGACAUCAUAUUGAUCCAAGAGAUACGAGAUUCUGGAAAAGACGCAAUAAAGAUACUUUUGGAAAAUGUAAACAAGUAAGUCAAGAACA
Messenger RNA from Paramuricea clavata, 1684 nucleotides. The record is from the annotation of a GenBank genome assembly. Lineage: Eukaryota; Metazoa; Cnidaria; Anthozoa; Malacalcyonacea; Plexauridae.